This is a messenger RNA of Hemiscyllium ocellatum (epaulette shark), 1222 nucleotides long. It is a transcript of the gene emc10, whose product is annotated as ER membrane protein complex subunit 10. NCBI's taxonomy places the organism in Eukaryota, Metazoa, Chordata, Chondrichthyes, Orectolobiformes, Hemiscylliidae. The coding region runs from base 72 to 809 and encodes 245 amino acids. The transcript is spliced from 7 exons. Gene Ontology annotation, cellular component: EMC complex. The record is from RefSeq and is a predicted model, not a curated record.
UCCAGGUCCUCCGUGUAUCCCAUGGUACAGCGGGCCUGUAGUUUCUGGUACUCCGUAGCUUCACUGCGGCAAUGAAUUCGCCGUGGGUCGCGAUCCUGAGGUGCUUCCUGCUCUUUAAUCUCAUCGGUGGUGGUCUCUGCAACUCUAGGAGGCCUGGAGAUGUUCCAGACGCUGAAAGUAUUGGAUUCUCUGUGCCCCUCGAACACUCAUUUGAAUUUGAUGACAGUGUUCAGUAUAAAAAGAGGGGCUCAUUCCAGUGGAGACCAGGCCGUGAAAGCACUCUCACUCUAACUCAGACACAACUGACAGAGGAGGAAAGGACAAAACUCCGGGAUAUGGCUAAUACUGAUGGGCUGUACCGGAUCAGGGUCCCAAGAAAACUGGGCAGCGAGAGCACUAAUACAGAUUACGUGUCAUCUUUUGUUCGAGUUUGCUCUCUGGUUGAGUCUCACCUCUCUGAUGUAAUCACUGUUAACACAGAUGUGUCUGGAACUAUAAUUGGUGUCUCUAUUGUAACUGUGCCUGGAUCCUGCAAUGGAGCAGAGGUGGAAGAUGUGGACCUGGAAGUAUUUAACACAACUGUGCACCUAAUGCAGCCUGUCUUGGCAUCAGCGCCAGAGACUGCAGCAUUUAUUGAGCGGUUAGAGCAUGAACAGGCCCAGAAAGCAAAAAAUCCACAGGAGCAGAAGUCAUUCAUUGCAAAAUAUUGGAUGUAUAUCGUCCCCAUUGUGAUUUUUCUGAUGAUGUCGGGUGCUCAGGAUCCCAAUGGAGGAGGCAGUGGUGGCGGUUCAGGUGGAGGUGGAAGAUGAUGUAUACAGCAAAAACACCUUAUCAACAUUUUCCUAUUGACAGUGCUUCAUGUUGUAAAUACAACUAAUAUUGUCAUAUUUGCUGGACAAAGAUUGAAUUAAUGUUCUCAGAACUUGGGACUUUCCAAACUAAUAAUCUCCAAACCACAAAUGGACAAAUAUGAACAAUUCAGAUAAACAUUGGUGAUUUUUCCAAAAAUUGAAUUUGUCAGUGUUAGAGUUCCAUGCCUUGUUGCUGCAGAACCCCAUUCCUGCCACUAGUUGCCAGCACCACACUGUAAUUGAAAUAAGGUUAGUGAAAAACAAAGUUAAAAAUCUCACAACACCAGGUUAUAGUCCCAACAGAUUUAAUUGGAAGCACACUAGCUUUCGGAGUGACGCUCCUUCAUCAGGUGAUAGUGGAGGGCUCAAUC